This is a messenger RNA of Sycon ciliatum, 1337 nucleotides long. RefSeq lists its product as uncharacterized. Lineage: Eukaryota; Metazoa; Porifera; Calcarea; Leucosolenida; Sycettidae. The record is from RefSeq and is a predicted model, not a curated record. Gene Ontology annotation, cellular component: early endosome membrane. The coding region runs from base 250 to 912 and encodes 220 amino acids. Gene Ontology annotation, biological process: endosomal transport. Gene Ontology annotation, molecular function: metal ion binding. The transcript has 5 exons.
UGUGGACCUUCCCUGACGUCCCUUCGCUCUAUCACCGUGAAUGGCGCGGACUGCCAUACCACGCGUAUUGCGGUGGUGAAGAUGACGGUGUCGAUGUAGCUGUACCUAGCUUGCAAUCAUGAGUAAAAUCUAAAGUUCGAAAUGUGAGAGGAACAUACCUCCAAGUACAAGUGGAAAUCAGGCGGAUAGGCGUGUUUGAAGUAGACUUCCCGACUUCUACAGCGCUCCGGCGCUAGGCCAUCAGUAACCAUGGCCAGUGGCGGACGAGCGGAAACCAAGCCACCGAUGGUGAGACGACAAAGCAGCGGACAUUGCGCCAAGGAGCUCUGGGUUCCCGACAGCGAAGCGGGCGUUUGCUCGUCAUGCCAGCAGAAGUUUAGCCUGAGCAAGCGGCGGCACCACUGCCGAUGGUGUGGCAAUGUGUUUCACGGCGAGCCAUGCGCUGUUCGGGAAGAUGGCUCUGGCGCUUGGAUGUGCAAGAAAUGUCUGGACUAUACGUCACAUCAGGACGCUCUUCGCCAAGGAGCUCACUUCAUGAUGUUGUCACCUGAUGGCAACUGGAGAGGAGUCCGCGUGUGGGUGACGGCUGGGGGCGUUAAGACACAGAUCAACUGGGAGUCAAUGAAGUCAAAGUCAAAGCCAUCGGAUCUAGUGCUGCAGCAGUCAAUGCCCUUGAGCCAUGUGUCCAGCAUAGAAUCCAUUUCAGAACAAUCAGUCAUGCAAGAUCCUAUACCGUACAUUCGGAUAAUAUCAAGCGAGGAGACGCUGGUAUUGGAAGCAUUUUCCAAGGAGGACUAUCAAAGAUGGUUUAGCGGGCUGACUGCGGCCCUGUAUGUCUGUGAACAAGAGCAGAGGCUAAUGGACACGCAGACCAAGCAGAUGGAGAACUCCUUGACCCGAUCAGGAAAGUGAUGCCUACAGAUCCAGUGAAACUGCAAGAAGUUGCAUUAUCUUUCACCAGAAGUGUGGCAGAGGUCCGAAGUCGGUCAAGUGGCUCUUAAUGAUAUUGAUAGCAUACAGUUGAAUAAUACUGCCGGACAGUUGACUUGAUGAGUAAUACAAGUAAACAUGUGAUAACUUUUAAAUACACGUCUUUGGUGUGCUUACAUAUUUUUUAAGUCUUUGAAACCAAGAUUAGAAGUUCAUGUCAUAUUUCUCUUGUACACUAACUGUUACUGUCUGGCGGAUCAUUUUAGCCUCUGGUCCUGGUAAUGGUCUUUGUUUAGCUGCAAUAAGCUUUGAAAUACAGUAGUCUCCGUUUAAAAUUAACCCUUUCUCGAUAAAAUAUUUAUCAGGUAUUUUCAGCAGAUGAAUGUGAUGUGAUUCGGCUUCCUUUU